UGGAGAGAAAGAGGAAGAAAGGGAACUUCAAGACUCAUAAGUGCUCUUUCAGUUUCAUUCUCUCUUUAGAGCUCCUCUAUUCAUUGAUUCCUUCUUCAUAUCAACUUCUUAGUUUCCCACUAGGCGGGAUCUCCGCGAAGCUGCAGGAUGGCUUGGUAAGCAAGCAAGCAGUUAUGUAGGCGCCAACUCCAAGUUCUUUCUCUUCUUUCUUUUUGAUUUGGACUUGGUUGGCAGGGUCAGGGCCUUUCUCGCUGGGCGAGCGCAUCCGAUUCUCAAGUCCUUUCCUAAACCACUUCCCGUUCAGUUGCUGAAAUCUCGAGAAAAGCUUGAUAAAUGAGAUGGAGUUCCACGAAUAUGCAGGCUAGAAAGAUGCUAUUUGCUGCUAUUCUAUCUAUUUGUGCAUUAAGUUCGAAGAAGAUCUCAAUCUAUAAUGAAGAAAUGAUAGUAGCGAGUUCUUUUAUAGGCUUUCUUAUAUUAAGUCGGAAGAAUUUAGGUAAGACUUUCAAAGCGACUUUCGACGGGAGAAUCCAGGCUAUUCAGGAAGAAUCGCAGCAAUUUCCCAAUCCUAACGAAGUAGUUCCGGAGGAAUCCAAUGAACAACAACGAUUACUUAGGAUCAGUUUGCGAAUUUGUGGCACCGUAGUCGAAUCAUUACCAAUGGCGCGCUAUGCGCCUAAGUGCGAAAAGACAGUGCAAGCUUUGUUAUGCCGAAACCUAAAUGUGAAGUCAGCAACACUUCCAAAUGCCACUUCUUCCCGUCGCAUCCGUCUUCAGGACGAUCUAGUCACAGGGUUUUCACUUCUCAGUGAGUGAAAGAUUUGUCCCGGGUGUACGUUGAAAGCUUCUAUAGUCGAACUCAUUCGAGAGGGCUUGGUGGUCUUAAGAAUGGUUCGGGUGGGGGGUUCUCUUAAGAAGAAAUCAGACAAAUAGAAUCUAAUUCAUUUCAUGCUAAGAGAAGAGCGAAUCCAAUACCAAGACGAA
Cucumis melo (muskmelon) is the source of this 981-nucleotide messenger RNA. RefSeq names its product ATP synthase protein MI25-like. Gene Ontology annotation, molecular function: proton transmembrane transporter activity. The coding region runs from base 334 to 813 and encodes 159 amino acids. Lineage: Eukaryota; Viridiplantae; Streptophyta; Magnoliopsida; Cucurbitales; Cucurbitaceae. Gene Ontology annotation, biological process: proton motive force-driven ATP synthesis. The record is from RefSeq and is a predicted model, not a curated record. The transcript has a single exon.